Molecule: messenger RNA, 2433 nt
Organism: Synchiropus splendidus (mandarinfish)
Lineage: Eukaryota; Metazoa; Chordata; Actinopteri; Syngnathiformes; Callionymidae
Gene: slc25a18
Product: solute carrier family 25 member 18
Exons: 10
Coding region: 463-1449 (328 amino acids)
Biological process (GO): aspartate transmembrane transport; malate-aspartate shuttle; L-glutamate transmembrane transport
Molecular function (GO): L-aspartate transmembrane transporter activity; L-glutamate transmembrane transporter activity
Source: RefSeq, a predicted model, not a curated record
UUAGCCUGGCGCACAAUACUGGUGUUUGUGCAACGGCCCCUGAGUGGCUGCUGGCUCUCUCAGAUUGCUCUCGCCUGACUACCAUCGCUGCUCACAUUGUUGAGGUGAAUGCAGAGUGGACUGCAUGACCCAUCCGGUGAGAUGCUCCAAAUGAGGUGACAGGUGAUACAUUGCUCUGUAAUAUUGAGCAUAGCAGCAAGACUGGACUGAAGAGUUAGCAUCGCAGGUUUUGGCAACAGAGAAAAGGGCAGUCACCCAAUGUACCAGGAGUAAAAAGAAGACGUGCAAAUGUUGACACAUCUAAGCACUAGAGUUUAAUUUGUGGUGUGAGUGGGACACUGAGGAUUCAUCUGAGGGACAAGUGUGGGCUUCGAGCGUCAGUGUGGGAGGAGAGAAGAAGAGGUGGACGCAGGUGGAGGUCAAGAAAAGAGAGCGUGGGCCUAGAGCCCAAACACUAACAGCAUGGCUGAGACGAAAGUAAGCCUCCCAGCUAAGCUGAUUAAUGGGGGCGUGGCCGGGCUGGUUGGUGUGACAUGUGUAUUUCCUAUUGAUCUGGCCAAGACCCGCCUACAGAACCAGCAAGGCGUCCAAGUCUACAAGGGAAUGAUGGACUGUUUGGCAAAGACAGUACGCUCAGAAGGCUAUUUUGGAUGCUACAGAGGCGCAGCAGUGAACCUGACGCUUGUCACUCCAGAAAAAGCCAUCAAACUGGCCGCCAAUGAUGUUUUCAGACAGAAGCUCUCAAAGGACGGUCGCUUGCCCCUCUGGGGAGAGGUUCUGGCCGGGUGUGGAGCUGGCACCUGUCAGGUGGUAGUUACCUCUCCCAUGGAGAUGCUCAAGAUCCAGCUACAGGAUGCGGGAAGACUCGCAGCUGCUAAGAGAUCGGUGCCAAAUCCAGCUCAGGCAGCCGCUCCUGGUCCAGCUCCAUCCCUCGUGGCACCCACCCCAGCCCGGCCCACACCCCCUCUGCGGCCAUCAGCCACCAGAAUCACCGUGGAGCUGCUGAAGACUCGAGGGCUGGCAGGUCUCUAUAGAGGGGCAGGAGCCACUUUACUGAGGGAUGUUCCUUUUUCAAUGAUCUACUUCCCCCUGUUUGCAAACCUCAACGCCCUGGGCAGGGACACUUCAGGAAGCCCAGGUGAUGUGCAGGCACGGGCACCUUUCUGGCAGUCAUUUGUAUCAGGCUGCGCUGCAGGGUCGAUAGCAGCAGUGGCUGUCACACCGCUCGAUGUGAUAAAAACAAGACUGCAGACAUUGCAAAAAGGUGAAGGAGAGGACUCGUAUAAAGGAAUUGUUGACUGCGCAAGGAGAAUCCUGAGACGGGAGGGUCCGUCAGCAUUUCUUAAAGGUGCAACAUGCCGUGCUUUCGUCAUCGCUCCGCUUUUUGGCAUAGCACAGGUGGUCUAUUUCCUUGGGGUUGGGGAGAUGGUCAUUGGUUUGCUAGGGUAGCAAAGUUGGGCACCCUGGUGGCAAUAUCAAGCCCAAUCUUACCACAUCAAGGUGCCCUGACAAGAAAUCUAUGGACACUGAGUCACAAUCUCCAAUGAAGUUGGAGUAAAGUGGUGGGAAUAUUGGCUGACGUACGUAUGGACACAAGUUUUACUCUAGUCGUGCUUCUCUAGGAUGACGCUGUCACCAGGAGGGUAAAAGGGUUUCCAAGUCUUUGACUAAUCCAAGGACAAGUUUCCACAUGUGUUUUGGUUGUCACUGUAUAACUGUAUGUGCUACAGUGUGUCGCGCUGUAACUAGUCCAAUUGUUUAGGGGAAGAUAAUAUAACUCCUUCUCAAACACAUUACAAAUGACUGCAGCAAAAGAUUUCCAACUGUGUUUAUAAAAAGAUAGUUGCAAAGAUUUGGAUGUUUGAUGUGAAUCACUGGCGAAGACGAUUAGGUUGUACUGAGCCGCCCACUUUCCCCGUGAGGUCCAAAUUGUAAUCUAGGAUUCCAUCAUUGGAUUGAGAGGUGCUACUGCCACUGUCUCCUUAGGCAUUAGACGGUGCUGCUGGUAAUGCUAUAAUCCCUGUAUUAGCGCAAGAUACACCCUAACACACAGCUCACUUCCUGUCACAGAUAUGUCACCGACAGGAAGCCACUGCCUUGGAAGACUCUAAAUUGUCACACAUAACAAUGUUACUGUCUUAGUUGGAAAAGUGCAAUAAAAGCCUUAUCAUUGCUUGGAUUAUGAUAUAUUAAGUCCUAAAUGGGAUUCAGAGCUCUUGACAUACUGUUUUGUAUUUUAGGUCAGAUCAUUAUAUUCGUAGACCCUGUAACUGUCAACGGGACCAAACUAAAUAUAUAUUUUUUACAUUGUUCAUGUUCAUUAUUCAUGAGAUUUGUAUCAUGUUGCUAGCGUAGCAAUGCUUCUACAUUUAUUCAUUGUAGUGUGGACCAUAGCCUUUGUUUACAUGGUGUAAAUAAAUAUUCACAAAAUGA